CCCACCCGUUCCGCCUGAGGAAGCUCUUGGCCGCAAGCCACCAGGCUUCCAGGCAAGGCUGGAGCUUCUCGGCUUGCUGAGGGUGCAAAUCUUGCUUCCUCUCGAACAAGGCUCUUGCCACCCCUGGCCUGAUGGGAACGGUGGGCGGGAGGCUGUGGGUCCUUGCCUGCUCCAACCCAGGGCCCUGGAGAGCCCCAGGGCCUUGGAGAGCCCCAGGGCCAGGAGGCAUGGACAAAGAAAGAUGGGGUGGGCUGAAGAUGGAGUCUCAGGCCUGCCCCGCUGUGUGUUGAUGGAGAGGAACCCCACCCCGAGGUUGGGGGGGGGGAGUCACGAUGCACCCCGACCUCAGCUGACUCUGGACAUGGGGGGUCCGCCAGCGCCCGUGGAGCGCCAUACUUUGUACCGGAUGUGCUUGUUUUGACAACCCGCUUCAUCCUUAAGGAUUAAGGCAGGGAUCAGGGAAGGGCGGGGGUGGGGUGGGGGGUGGCGUCCUGGCCAGACCUGGAGGGAAGGGCAAGGAUUGAAGUGGAGGGAAGCAGGCCAGAGGUCCCCACAGGAAUGUUUGGGGGCAAGUUGAGAGGGGAGGUCUAAGCCCGCCCGCUCCCCAUUUCCAAUAUGCAGGCAAUGGGCCGUGGGAGGGGGCAGUGGGGAGGACCACCUGGAUGGGGGCUGGGACGGGUUACUCUGGGCAUCGCUGGGCACCUGUGGGCACUUCGUGUGUCUGUGCUAAUAUACAGUUCUGGUUGUGAAGGGGUGAGGCUGUGUGAGUCUGGGUGUUGAGGAGGUAGGACUGUGUCUCUCAGAGUGUUGGUGGUUUGUGACUGUGUUGAGGGAAUGGGGUGUGAUGACUGUCUUCGUGUUCCAGGGUGUUUGUGGAUGUCACUGGCAGGGCUUCUGUGUGGAGUGUGGCCGUGUGACAGCAUGUGUGCCUCUGGGUGUUGCUGUUGCUAGGGUCGGGGGGUGACCGGCUAGAUCUCGGGGUGUCCAGGGGGUGCCACUCCUUGUGUCUUGGGUGUAUGUGGUGUGUACCUGUGGGGCCUGUCUUGGACUGUUAGGGGGGGUCUCUGGGUGAUGUUGGGGUGUGGCUGGGGGCUGUGUCAGUGGUAACAGUUGUGUGCACCGCUCAAGGUGCUGAGUGAGACUACAUUUGCCAGCACUAAGGGGUGUGAUGGUCUCUCUCACAGGGGGCUCUAUUUCAGGGUGUUAGCGUCAGUAACUGUGGGCCCAUCUCUGGUGCUAGAGGUGAGACUGUCUCAGUGUGACGAUGGCUGAGCCCAAGGCACGUGGCUGCUGCUGAGCUGGGAACAGGCCAUGACGGUGGGGCGUCUCAGGGCGUUAAGGGAUAUGAUUGUGUAUCUUCAGGUGUGUGACCGUGUGUGUGCCCCUCAGGGAUGCGAUCCUUCUUCUCAGGGCAGGAGGUGAGGAUGCAGCUGAGUGCCCACAGGUGUGGCUGUCUGUGGCUUGGGACGUGUGUGUGCUCAUCACAUCCUAAAGCAGGAUCUAGGAGACAGUCCCCUGGUCACCGAUCUUCCCGGUUCCCCUGCCCCCCUUCAGCCUCCUCCCUCUUCCCUCCCAGAGUUUGACUCGCUGCCCUUGCCUAGGCUUUAAGCCCCUGUGUAAAUAAUGGGCGGAUCUCCUGGUCAGGCUGGGCAUGACCCAAGCUGGUCCACCCAGGGCACUGCCCACCGCCACCCACCCAACAUGCAUGAAGGUUCUGGCAGGGCAAGGGGGUGCUGCUGUCCCCACGCAGGGCUAGCCCUCCAACCUUGCGGCCCCGGUGGGGGUAGUAGCACCACUAAGCCACCCCGGCCUGCCCUGGGCGACACUCAGGUUUUCCACUGUUUAGAUUUUAUCCGCUUUAUUAAUGAGGUAGGCGAGAGGCCCACGCCUGGGAGGGAAUGGGGCUGCUCCCGCCCCACCAGUGGGAGCGGGUCACGGGGGCCAGGCCAACUUCCCAGAGCCCCCCUUACUCAGGGGAGCUGGGGCCUGGAGCGGCCCAUGACCAUUGCCAGGAGUACAAAAAGGGGGUGUCUGUCACCCCAGGCCCCCUGAAGGCGUGCGCUGGGUGGAACGGCCCCUGGAGGCUGGAGCGGGCAGCGGGAGGAGGCUGGGAGCGAGGAGCCGCCCGGGGAGGGAGGGAGGGAGGGAGGGAGCGGCCUGUCGGAGAGCUCGGGCGCAGCAGGCUAGGGCGCAGCAGGGCAGCCGGUGCAGCGGGGCAGCAGGGACCAAGCGGCAGGCGAUGGGGACCCUGCGUCCCAGGCAGCUCCGGGUAAGAAGGCUGGGGCACGAGGAUCUCCAGUGGGGGAGGAAGGCAUGAAAGGAUGGGGCCGUGGCUCCCCCAGCCUGUCCUUCCUGUGUUCCUUGAUUCUCAGCCCAUCUCUCUGUCCCUGUUGAUCUUACUGUCUGUCCAGCCUCCCUUCCCAUAUGACCUAGCAGGCAGUUCUGACCUCUCAGCCCUCACCAGGGGCUAUCAAGGAGUGGGUGGUGACGGGUUAGCCUUGAGGCCUCUGGGGCAGGGACAUGAAGCUGGCAGGAGCGGAACUGUGGGCAUCCAGGGUGAGGCAGCAGUGGGCAGAGGUAGGGCCUGGGUGAGAGACAGAGAUGGGAGUGUGGGAGACAAGGAUGGGGCUCUGGGGAUAGGGACGGGGCUGUGUGGACAGAGAUGUGGCCAAGGGGACAGGGAUGGGUUUAUGGGAACAGGGAUGUGGCCCUGGGGAAAGAGACAGUGUGGCGGGGAGAGAUGUGCCCAAGGUGGCAGAGGUGGGGUUGUGAGCAUCUAGGAUGGGACUGGAGUAAAGGUGACAUAGUGAUGGUCAAAGAUGGGGCAGUGGGGUCAGAUGGUGCCCUGGGAUUAGAAAUGGGUCAGUGGGGGGCUUCCCUGGUGGCGCAGUGGUUGGGAGUCCGCCUGCCGAUGCAGGGGACACGGGUUCGUGCCCCAGUCCAGGAGGAUCCCGUGUGCCGCGGAGCGGCUGGGCGCGUGAGACAUGGCCUCUGGGCCUGCGUGUCCGGAGCCUGUGCUCCGCAACGGGAGAGGCCAUAACAGUGAGAGGCCCGCGUACCGCAAAAAAAAAAAAAAAAAGAAAGAAAGGAAGAAAGAAAUCGGUCAGUGGGUAUCAGAUGGGGCCGGGGGCCAGGAAUUGGCUGUCAAAAUGGGAGGUGGGUGUCAGAAGUGGGUGGGUAAAGCCCAGAGGUGGGGUCAGAGACAGGUUAGGCUGAAGCCAGGUGACCCUGGUGGACAGGGCAAUGAGGGGAGACUGAAGCCUGGAGCAAGAGAUGGGCUGGUAAGAGGAAGAGGACAAAUGGAUCAGGAAUGGGGCAGCCAGAGUCAUUUGGAGUUGCCAUGUACAGAGGGUCCAUAGAAGAACUCCAUGGAGGGUGAGAUGGGUCCUGAUGAUCUGAGAUGGGACCACCAGCUGGUCCCAGGCCAAUGGUGGAACCUCACCUUCCCCUCCUCUCCUCUCCCCAGCCCCACCCCCGGCACCUGACAUGAGCCCUUACGGGCCCCUCAACCUGAGCCUGGCGGGUGAGGCGACCACGUGUACAGCACCUGGGGCCUCCAACGCCUCCGCCGGACCGCUGUCGGACCUGGCGGGCGCGUCGCCCGCGCUGCCCAUCUUCUCCAUGACGCUGGGCGCCGUGUCCAACGUGCUGGCGCUGGCACUGCUGGCGCAGGUCGCGGGCCGUCUGCGGCGCCGCCGCUCGGCAGCCACCUUCCUGCUGUUCGUCGCCAGCCUGCUGGCCACCGACCUGGUGGGCCACGUGAUCCCGGGUGCGCUGGUGCUGCACCUGUACGCGGCGGGGCGCUCGCCGGCCGGCGGCGCCUGCCACUUCCUGGGCGGAUGCAUGGUCUUUUUCGGCCUGUUGCCGCUGUUGCUGGGCUGCGGCAUGGCCGUGGAGCGCUGCGUGGGCGUCACGCGGCCGCUGCUGCACGCAGCCGGCGUCUCGGUGGCCCGAGCGCGGUUGGCUUUGGCCGCGCUGGCCGCCGUGGCCUUGGCCGUGGCGCUGCUGCCAUUGGCGCGCGUGGGCCGCUACGAGCUGCAGUACCCGGGUACGUGGUGCUUCAUCGGUCUGGGCCCGGCGGGAGGCUGGCGCCAGUCGUUGCUCGCCGGCCUUUUCGCCGGCCUCGGCUUGGCCUCGCUGCUCGCCGCGCUCGUGUGCAACACACUCAGCGGCCUUGCCCUGCUGCGCGCCCGCUGGUGCCGCCGCUCUCGACGGCACUUCCCGGCUGGAGGCUCCGACAGCCGCCGUCACUGGGGAGGGCGCGGACCCCGCCCGGCCUCCGCCUCGUCCGCCUCGUCCGCCUCGUCCGUCGCUUCGGCCUCCGCCGCCCCCGGCGGCUCCCUGGGCCGCGGCUCAGCGCGGCGAGCCCGUGCCCACGAUGUGGAGAUGGUGGGCCAGCUCGUAGGCAUCAUGGUGGUGUCGUGCAUCUGCUGGAGCCCCCUGCUGGUGUUGGUCGUGCUGGCCAUCGCGGGCUGGGGCUCCAGCUCCCUGCAGCAGCCACUGUUUUUGGCCGUGCGCCUCGCCUCGUGGAACCAGAUUCUGGACCCCUGGGUGUACAUCUUGCUGCGCCGGGCUGUGCUUCGCCAACUGCUUUGCCUCCUGCCUUCAAGGGCAGGUGCCAAGGGCAGCCCCAGGGAGCUGGGCCUAAUGAGGAGCGCUUGGGAGGCGAACUCGCUGCGCAGCUCCCGGCACAGUGGCCUCAGUCACUUCUAGGCGCGCCCGGAGGCUAAGCCAGACCACCUGGGGCCGGCCUCUGCUCCGCAGCUCGGAGACUUCGGGGAAUAAACGCUUUCUGCGGACAAGCCCGGGGCGGUGCGUCCCGUCGGGGCUGCAGCAUCCUCGCGGCCGCGCCGGAGCGGCAGAGGUGCUGUGUACGCCUCCGGGGUGUGCAGUUCCGGGACUAGCCACGCGGCGGCGUAGAGACGCAGAGCCGGAGUCGCAGGAGCACGCGCACAACGCCGUGGCCGCAGUCUUGGGGCGGAGGCUCGGCUGGGAGCAGAGUGGGAGGGUUGGGGGCCGCUUUUCGCCCCUGCUGCCGUCAUGAGUGGCUCCCGCAACCAUUCGCUCAUUGUGGCCCUGAGCUCCCCCACACAACCCCAAGUCCCUACCCCCCAAACCACGCCCAUCACUGGCCUCUAACCUCGGAAGUUCCUCAACACAGCUCCGAGCCCCCCUCCCAUGGCGGCCUGCCCAUGCUCCCCACCACAGUAACAGCCCCGAGUCUCCACCAUCCCUUGGCCCCUUCAAACGAUCCCCCACCACAAUCCAGGGCCUCUCCCCAUCACUCCCUACGCCACCGGCCAUCCAUCACAUCCCCUCCCAACUCUCCCCACCUCCAAGCACGCCCCCCACCCCCAUUACUGCACAAGAACGGACGGAGAUGCAUGGAUAGAGCAAAUCCCAAAGGCCUUUUUAAAAACUGACAGCUCGGUGGGGGCAGAAGUGGGGGAGGGGGCUAGCAGCCCCCGGCCACAAAGUCGAAGUCCCGGAAGGCUGCCUGCUCUGUGGCCGUGAGGGGCCGAGCGUCGCGGGGUGGGCUCAGCGUGGGGGCCUCCCCUGUGAAUUCCUCGUCGAAGUUGCUGACAUCAGUGCGGCCCGCCAGCGUGGGUACGAAAGGCGGCGGCAGGCGCCGGGCCAGCAGGGCAUCCCAACCCAGUGUCUGCAGGGCAGAGAGGGGAGAGGUCAGCAGGGGAGGCUCAGAGCAGAGCGCGGGAAGGCUUUGCUCCUUGCACCCUGUCUGGCCUUGGAUCUGUGGGGAUCAACACAGGCAGUCACAAGAUGGAGGGAGGGAAAGUGGCGGGCCUGGGGGCUCAGGAAGGAUCACCGUAUGAGUGGGGGGAGGGGCCUGGGCUCAUACACAGGGCAGUGCUCCCCCCCCACCCCCCCGCAGGCCAGCCUGGAGUGGAUGUGGGUGUAGGAGGGCCAGUGAGGGUAAGGGAGGGGGAAGGAAAGGCAGGCAGGUGUCAAGGGGAGGUGACAGUGUUGGAGGUGAAGCCACUAGGUCUUGGGUGGGGGGGAUGACUGGGUCCUGGUAGUGGGGGACUUCACCCUGAAGAAAGGCUGUUUUUUCACAUCCUCUGCGUCCCUCUCGCUGGAUCCCAGCCUGCGCUCUGGAUUCCUCCGCAGCAGCUGGGGGGAGGGAGUUCUGUGUCAGUGUUCCUCUUCCUAGUCCCAGAGCCACUCCCCUGGCCCACCCGAAGUUGGGGGGGUCCUCACCCUGCGCAUGAUGCCAAUGGCUUCAGCUGACAGGAAGCGGGGGUAGCGAACCUCAUCGUUGACGAUGCUGUCGAAUACCUCCUCCUCGUCGUCCCCUGGGAACGGGGACUGGGGACAGGAAGAGCCAGGGUGAAUUAGGCCCCUCUGGCCACACCACACCCAGCUCCACCCUGGGCUCCCGUUGCACUUUCACAAGGCUCACUUGGGAGGGUAAGUACCCCAAUUUACAGAUGCAGAAACCGAGGCUAGGGAGGCAAAGCCACCUGGCCUCAAUCAGACAGCACAUAGUGGAGGCCAAUUCUGACCCCCCUUUCCCCCACCGGGCAUAUCCAGGUUACCAGGGACAGGCAGGGCGGAGCGGCCUGGGGCCUCACCUCACCGACCAGCAUCUCAUACAGCAGCACGCCCAGCCCCCACCAGUCCACCGCCCGAGUGUACGAUGUGUCUGUCAGCACCUCAGGUGCCAGGAACUCCGGGGUCCCGCAGAAAGUGCUGGUCCGGUCCCCAUAGCCCAUCCCUGGGGGCAGCAGGGCCAUGUGAGGUUAUGGGGGUGGUCACAGCUCUAGCCCAGCCCAGCAUGGGGUGGUCCAGACAGCCAGCCCCAUCCCAGGACCAGGGUAGGGGAUAACCCAGGUAAGGCUGGGGACUCCACUCCCUCCCCUCUCUGUCUAAACCCCAGAGGCCAGCCCCUCAGAUCCCAGUCCCCCCACCGCUCAUCACCCUCCUUGCAGAGGCCAAAGUCUGCAAUCUUGACAUAGCCCUCGGUGUCCAGGAGCAAAUUGUCCAACUUCAGGUCCCUGUGGGGGAGGGGACGGGAGGAUGUAAAGAGGGAUGAGUGGGAAUCUGGGUCCUGCCUGAAGCCUCAGCGUCCCCCAGUGGGCAGAGCAUGCAUGCACGGGCAUAUGCGCGCGCGCACACACAUACACACCUGUAGACGAUCUUGUGUUCGUGGAGAAACUGCAGCCCCAGCACCACACAGGCCGAAUAAAAGCUGCAGAGAGAGGCCGGUGUGAGGGAGCUGGGCUUCCAGGAAAGGCAGAGGGUCACAUAAGGCUCCCACAUCCUCAAAAGCCCCCCAUUACCCCAUAACUCCAGGAGCUGGGGGGAGGCAGGGCCUGUGGGUGGAGGUGUGGGGUGGGGGACUAGGCUCACACGGCACGGGGCUCCGAGAACACAUCACUGUGGAUGUGCAACAUCAGGUCCCCGCCGGCCGAGUACUCCAUCACGAAGCACACGUGCUCUGGUGUCUGGAAACAGCCAAACAGGUUCACCAGAAAGGGGUGUCCCGCGCUGGUCACAGCCGCCAAGAUCCGCUUCUCACACAUCAGGCUGGGCGGGAUGGGGGUGGGGCAGGGGUCAAAGACCACAGCAGCUCCCUACCACCGACUCGCCCACCCCCUAGAGUCCUCAAUCAUCAGCUGUUUGUCAAGGGCCUUGCAUGGCUGUGCACACUUGGGCAAGUUGCUUCAUGCUUCUGAACGUGCUAACCAGGCACCCAGAAUCCAUCCAUUGUCCUAGUAACAGUCCUAGUAACUUCCCUCUGGGAAACCACCAGAGGGACUGUUCUUUCCCUUUGGAGCACCCCAUCUCCCUGGCCAGGAAUUGGCCCACAAAAGGGCAAGCCAGGCCAAUGGGGCUCAAUCUCAGGGUUUCUGCUGGAAUUAUUAAGGAAGAAGAGCUAAAGUCUGCAGAUGAGCCUUAAACUGCUAGGGUGGGGGGCAUCUCUGUCCCUGUGAGGGGACUGCAAGCAAAGCCCACACGGACAAAAGCAGAAGGGAGAGAUAUCAACUGAACACCUGUGUACAACCAUGCCUGGAGGUAGGCCACCCCUGGACUUUUCUGAUGCAGAGCAAUGAAUUCCUGUAUUUGCUUAAGCCUAAAUUGGGUUCCUGGUUAAUAAAAGGAUGUCAAGAA
This is a messenger RNA of Orcinus orca (killer whale), 8130 nucleotides long. RefSeq names its product prostaglandin E receptor 1 (gene PTGER1). The record is from RefSeq and is a predicted model, not a curated record. Gene Ontology annotation, biological process: adenylate cyclase-activating G protein-coupled receptor signaling pathway; inflammatory response; positive regulation of cytosolic calcium ion concentration. NCBI's taxonomy places the organism in Eukaryota, Metazoa, Chordata, Mammalia, Artiodactyla, Delphinidae. Gene Ontology annotation, cellular component: plasma membrane. Gene Ontology annotation, molecular function: prostaglandin E receptor activity. Bases 3487 to 4713 code for a protein of 408 amino acids. The transcript is spliced from 2 exons.